Messenger RNA from Hemiscyllium ocellatum (epaulette shark), 1716 nucleotides. RefSeq names its product coatomer subunit zeta-1-like. Lineage: Eukaryota; Metazoa; Chordata; Chondrichthyes; Orectolobiformes; Hemiscylliidae. Gene Ontology annotation, cellular component: COPI vesicle coat. Bases 77 to 643 code for a protein of 188 amino acids. The record is from RefSeq and is a predicted model, not a curated record. Gene Ontology annotation, biological process: intra-Golgi vesicle-mediated transport; intracellular protein transport; retrograde vesicle-mediated transport, Golgi to endoplasmic reticulum. The transcript has 10 exons.
CCCUCCUAUGGCGAGGGAGCCAGUCAUAGAGGCUGGGAGUGGAUGAAAGAUUUGUCCACGUCGGCACUACCGCAACAUGGAUCCGUCAGCACUGGAGCCAUCUCUCUACACUGUCAAAGCAAUUAUCAUCCUGGACAAUGAUGGGGAGCGUCUACAUGCCAAGUAUUAUGAUGAUGCGUAUCCUUCCACCAAGGAACAGAGGAACUUUGAAAAGAAUAUUUUUAGCAAGACACAUAAAAGUGACAGUGACAUUGCAUUCCUGGAAGGAUUGACCAUCAUCUAUAAAAGUUCGGUCGAUUUAUACUUUUACAUCGUGGGGAACUCACAGGAAAAUGAGCUCAUGUUAAUGGCCGUUCUCAACUGCCUGUUCGACUCUUUAAGCCAAAUGUUACGGAAAAAUGUAGAGAAGAAAUCUCUAAUGGAGAAUAUGGAUGGGUUGCUGCUUAUCUUGGAUGAAGUUGUGGAUGGCGGGGUCAUUCUGGAGAGUGAUCCACAACAGGUCAUUCAGAAAGUGAAUUUCAGGGUUGAUGAUACUCCUUUAACAGAGCAAAGUAUGGCACAGCAAAUCUCCAGGAGGCUUGGAGUCACUAACAAUGUCCUUCAGUCAGCAAAGGAUCAGAUCAAAUGGUCGCUGUUAAAAUGAAGCAGGAAUCUUACCCUUUUCCCAGCUGCCAUUUUAUACUCUUCCCAACCCGUCCAACAAAUCCAGAUCCAAACUGUGACACAGGUGUUUGGUACAUACUACCGAGAAAGGCAGAUCUGAUCACGACCUCUUCUCCCCUGCGUGACACUUCCUGGAUUUCACCCUGGACUCCAACACCAGCUUGUUCUAAGAAAAGAGAGAGAACUUUGUAUUUAUAUAGCACCUUUAUCACAGCGUCAGGACAUCCUGAGCUACUUUACAGGCAACAAAGUUUAUUUUGGAAGGUGUAGUGACUGUUGUAAUGCAGGAACUGUGACUGUGAAUUAGACUGUGAUGCAGUCAGAUCCCACAGUGUGAUAAAUGGUCUGAUCAUUAUGGGUUGGUCACUUCCUUUUGUGAUGUUGGGGAUGUGGGAGAGAUUUACAGCCUGAAUUCAGGGCAAUUAGAAUUGUGUUUGUAAGUUUGGGUUUGAAGCCUUGCCUAUCUCCUGAAACACUUUUAUUUUCAGAUUUAUUGGUUCCUGGACAGACAGAGGAACACCUUUCCCAUUCAGUAAAUUCUGUAAACACUACGCGAGUAUCGCAACAGCAUGUGUGAAUCUCGUAUCGCCCACCUCCCAGACUUAACCAGUCAUUAUAAUUAACAUAGGUUUAGUUUUAAGGCUGAUGACCCUUUGCAGAGCCUGAACCAAGCAGCAGAAAGUAUUCUAGAUCACCAUGGAGUUGGUGGUCCCCAGCAAAGGAAGAGAACUUCUCAGGACCUUUUCUCUUGGGUCAGUGUCAGGAUAUACCAAGGUUAACAUCAGCACCUUGUGCCAAGAGCCUUAACUCCAAGAUGGGUUGUGGCCAGUUUUACCAAAUGGAUACUGUAGAGAUUAUAACGAGGUCAGCCAGGUGGACCCCAUAGAAUGAGUUCCCUGAUUGGGGCUGUUAACUUGGCCGAAUCAGUGAGCCCUGGCUGACAGAAAAACAGGAGAGUCGGACAUCCUGUUCACUCUUCGAGCAGGCUCUGAGGGAGCUGGAUCAGUGGCAAGGGCUCUCCACUUGUAAAUAAAGGGUGCCUUGGUGAUGGGA